This is a messenger RNA of Colletotrichum acutatum, 231 nucleotides long. RefSeq lists its product as uncharacterized. The transcript has 2 exons. The record is from RefSeq and is a predicted model, not a curated record. The coding region runs from base 1 to 231 and encodes 76 amino acids. Lineage: Eukaryota; Fungi; Ascomycota; Sordariomycetes; Glomerellales; Glomerellaceae.
AUGCAGUCGGUCCACAUCAAGCACGGCUCAAUCCGACAGGGCAAGUUUGACAUUUACUGGAGCAAGGACAAUGAGUGGGCCAUCAUCGACGAGGAGGAGGAGGAGAACGAGCGCAGGCUGAAGGAGCUUCAUCGCCUGAGCACGCGAUACUGGAGCGCUGGUCUCUUGGUUGUCCUGGUACCCGCUAUGUGCGGUCUACUUUGGUGCUGCCGAUUCAGAAGACGCCUCUAA